UCAAAUCAAAAUGGCGGAUUUAAACGUAAACAUACUUUCCCGGUUUACAAAGCUCCCAGACAGGAAUCAAGCGACUGUUUUGUUUGUUGGGGUGAAGGGUGUCGGAAAGCACCGAUUAGCAAGAUCUAUGCUUGGUAUUCAUGCGGAUUUCUCGGUUCAGAUUCGAGUUGCAACAAGUCUUCCUUUGCCUGAGGAUGCUGAAAAUAAAAGACCCAGAAUCGAUUUCGUUGUGCUGUUUAUUGAUCUAACUAAUACUCUGAGCUUGGAGACAAUAAGAUCAUCCGUGAAGCAUCUAGACAUUGAUUACUUCCUGGGACACUGUUGCUUUGUUGUGACACAAGCUAAAAAUGAAGCCUUGCAUGCAUUCAGUAUCCAGGAGGUAACAAGUCUUGCAGACAGUUAUGACUCACCUUUAAUUUGUGCUGACAUGGAGAAAGAGGAAGACAGGAAAUUCUUGUCAAGAAAACUUCUUCACCUUCUUGAAGUAUCAUGUGGAUUUUCUGCUGAUGUAACAACAUUAUUACUGGACACAACAAGGAAAUCAUUUGUGUUUGAGGAUGAACUAAAUGACACAAUGGAGUAAUUUUGCCAAAAAAAAAGGAAAAAAAAACUGACGUGUUGUUCACCAACUUCCAGCUGACUGUAGCUAAAUGCCUGUAAGACUGAAAUAGAUUAGAAAUGCAGGCUACAUAUACUGUCUGCUCUGCUUUAUUGUGAAAUUCAGAAAAAUUUAACACAAGAAACUUUAUUUAAUGGUGUGUCAUUGCCUUCUGAGGGAAAAAACAAUCCAAUAGAAGUGAGCAUGAAACUGAUUUACAGGCAACAAUGAUAGCUAUUUUCAGAGGUUUCAACUAAAGCCAGUUUCUAGUGGUCAACUGAACCCUGUAAGACCUGUCACCACUGUCUCUUUUGUUGGGGUUUUGCCUUACUUUAAAUCAAUCUGUUCACAAUAAAAUUGGCUUGAGCAAUACCAGUAAGUUAUUAAAUUUCCUUCUAUCCACCAUUAAAUUGCAAAAAAACAUGUUUGAGGCAAGCUAAAAGUGGUGAAAGUAAACCCUAUUGCUUUAGAAGCUACAAUGUAUUACAUGGUAUUCUAU
This is a messenger RNA of Pocillopora verrucosa, 1097 nucleotides long. RefSeq names its product centromere protein M. The record is from RefSeq and is a predicted model, not a curated record. Lineage: Eukaryota; Metazoa; Cnidaria; Anthozoa; Scleractinia; Pocilloporidae.